AUGCUGCCAUCCUUGAAGCACUUCAUGAAUUUCAUCGAUGUCUUGCCCGAGUUUGAAAAUCAUGGGUUUAACAUAAAGAAAGGAGGAACAUUCAAGUUCAACAGCAAGCCAUCAGGAUACGAGACAUUGUUUCGUUAUGCCGAAAAGUGCGGUUGUCAAACAUUUGACGGCGUGAAGGUCACUUCCUUAGGGUUUCGAGCGACUGAAUCAUCAGCAGCCAGCAACGCUGACUUCCCCGAGUCUGCAUCUUGGACACGAAGAGACAAAAGUGCCGGGAGAAUCCGCUUCAAAUAUCUGGUGGACGCAAGCGGGCGAGCCGGCUUAAUGAGCACGAAGUAUUUGAAAAACCGACGGUACAACGAAGGGCUGAAAAACUUGGCCACUUGGGGAUAUUUCGAGAAGGCCGCAACGUAUGGAGUCGGUACCGUUAUUGAAGGGUCUCCCUACUUCAGUUGUCUUGAAGACGCAUCCGGCUGGAUCUGGGCGAUUCCCCUUCACAACGGAACAACCUCCGUAGGUGUUGUUCGACACCAAAACAGCGUCAAGGCGAAAAAGCAAGCAAUGGGAGCGCUAUCAACCAAAGACUAUUUUCUGGGCUGCUUGCACGAAGCACCUGGAAUUAUGGACCUUAUACAAGAUGCGGAGCUCGUCUCCGAGAUCAAAUCCGCGUCAGAUUGGUCGUACAAUGCGUCAUCUUAUGCGGCUACCAAUGUGCGCAUAGUCGGGGACGCUGGGUGCUUCAUUGACCCACUCUUCUCAUCUGGCGUUCACCUUGCCCUUCUUGGGGCUCUGUCUGUGGCGGCUACAAUUUGCGCGUCUAUGAAAGGCCAGUGCAGCGAGCGAGCUGCCGGUGAGUGGCACUCCAAGAAAAUUCGCGAGGCCUACACACGCUUCUUGCUUGUUGUGAGCAGUGCAUAUGGCCAAAUGGCCCACAAGGACCGUCCUGUACUUAAUGAGCUCAAUGAGGGCAGCUUUGAUCGAGCUUUUGAUAUAUUCCGGCCGAUUAUCCAAGGAACAGUUGACGCGAAUGGAAAGAUUGCCGAAAAAGAGGUUAAAGAGUCCAUCGAGUUCUGUGUUCGUGUCCUUCGUAAGAUUGAUCAUGAGCAAUCCGACGUCGACAUAGGGAGUAUAAGGGCUGGCCUUAUAUUCCAACAAAACGAAGUCGAGAAUAUGAAGCAUAUCAUCAUGAACUCAAAUGAGACAUUCACACUCGACAGCUUCGGAGCUGAUGUCAUUGAUGGAAUGACUGCUAAUAUAAUAAGAGGGUCUCUGGGCCUGGAAAUUGUUGGCGAACCUUGUUCACAUCGAGCGCCAUUAACAUGUACGUCGCCUUGA
This is a messenger RNA of Aspergillus vadensis CBS 113365, 1335 nucleotides long. Its product is annotated as NAD(P)/FAD-dependent oxidoreductase. The record is from RefSeq and is a predicted model, not a curated record. The transcript has 5 exons. NCBI's taxonomy places the organism in Eukaryota, Fungi, Ascomycota, Eurotiomycetes, Eurotiales, Aspergillaceae. The coding region runs from base 1 to 1335 and encodes 444 amino acids. Gene Ontology annotation, molecular function: monooxygenase activity.